AUGCACGGCCGGCGCUGUUCCCUUCUGGACGCCGCCUCCGCCGCCGUCGUUGUCGACUGGCACUGCCAGCACGUGAUCGACCUCCAUCAGCUGUGCCGUGCCCGGUGGUGCCGUCCUGUCCGUCGGUCGGUCGUCAGAUUUAGACAGCGUCUUCUGCUGCGGCUGGCAACGGCAACGGCAGCGGCUCAGUGUAGCAUUGGCGGUCGUGGUGGUCACUCGCUCGUCGGAGAGCUGAGCUCAGUUCGUCUUGUCGUCUCAUCGUGCUUGGCUGUGUGGUGUCGUGGUGGCGGUGGCGGUGGUCACUCAUUCAAGGUCGACCAUCGAUGGAAUGGACAGUAG
Messenger RNA from Soboliphyme baturini, 339 nucleotides. The record is from the annotation of a GenBank genome assembly. Lineage: Eukaryota; Metazoa; Nematoda; Enoplea; Dioctophymatida; Soboliphymatidae.